UAUGGAUGAUCAAAUAUCUGGAAAACUAGAAAUGCUUUUCGCUCAUCUUACUAUUAAUAAUGUAAGAGAUAUAAAACCUUUAUUAUUUGAUGCCAUUGAUGAAUACCAAAGCAUAAGGUCUAAUUUAACGUAUGACCAGAAGCAGAAAGUGAAUUUUAUAAAAACACUACUGUACCAUGCUGAGAGAGAAGAAUGGAACCAGGCUAGGGACCAGCUGAAUGGAGCACAGAGAGCAUAUCAGGAAUACAUGAGUAAUAAAACAAAAAUAACUGGAUACAGUCAGAGACUGGGUUAUGCACAAAUCCAUGGUAGAAGAGGACAAGCCAGUGAAAAUGGUCAACUAGCCUUGCCAUGGAAAGAAGUUACUUCGGACAAGUACAUGUUUAAAAAUGAAGGCGCCUUUUCUGAAGAAAAAGCGGAGAAAGAUUCUUCAAAGAUACGAGCCUUGAAAGAGGAAAUCGUGUCACAUAAAACAACAUCGCCAGGGUCAAGUAGACAAUCCAAGACUGUUACCCGCACACCGGAUGAAGAUGAACAGGGGCCGGAGAGAAAGACAACGUUUCUCAAUAGACCAGCGAUUGAACUUCAUUCUAGAGGUUAUCCAGGAAGUUACGCAAAUCAAAUGCACAAUAGACCAAGAACAUUAAAAGAUGCACUCGAAGUUGUCAAUGAGAGGAAAGAUGUAAAUGUUAAAGAGGCAGCCGACACAGACGGAUUUGACCCAAACCGGCCUUCACGUAUCGCUGAUGCAUAUCAGUCUCUGUAUGCAAAUGAGUGGAAGCUCGCACUCUCGGCAAUAAAACGUGCUGCUGUUAUAGAGGAAACAGCGAUAGAAUGUUUGCUUUACAUCCUUACGGAAGCCUACAAAGAAUGUAUAGACGAAGCCGAAGCCCAAAUUUUACAGUUCGAGCAUGCAGCCCUUAAUAUUGUUACAGACGGAAAAUAUACAAAGUAUGAUAAGGAUAUAUUCGGCAGAACUGGAAAUGUCAAACAUAUGCUACAAUAUCGUAAAGAAGUAUCUGAUCUAUCAGUGAAACGACUACAAGACUCGUUUCUUACAAAGACAUUGCCAGUAAUUCACCGACGGUAUGGUGUAAAGAAAGAUGAUUAUAUUGACAGCUAUAGCCGCCAGUGUAUUGUUGUGACAUGGAGGAUGGUGAUACAGGACCCUCCUUUGCACAUUGACAUUGUUGAACCAGACAAAAACAUUGACUUUAAUCAUAGCUUAUAUCGGCCAUUUUCUAAAUCUGGUGAUAAUAUCCGUUUCCUGGUAUGGCCUGUGUUGAGAAUUUACAAAAAAGGACCUGUCUUAUGUCAAGGUGUUGCUCAAGGAUAAUAAGGAAUAUGUAAAUACUUUGUGAAAAGGUUUAUAGUAUCAGCAAGACUUUACUAUGAGUUUUAAAUGAUUAACAAGAUAAAAUUCACGCUAUGUAUUUCAUUGCUUAAUUGCCUAAAUAUCUAUAUAAAGCUCGUUUAUCGAUAAACUAAGCGUGUGCACCACUUACUAAUGUAAUCGUAACUGUUUACGCAAUGUCCAAAUGCUAUAAAAGCUCACAUGAAAAGAUAUGAUGCGGUAGUGUAUAUGAAUACUCUGUAAAGACAUAUUUUGGCCUGUAAAAGGAUUUGGGCGAAAACUUAGGAAAUAAACAUAUUAAGAUAUCUUUAAUCAGCAAAUAUGAUUUUUCUACUUUUUCUACUUUAUACAUAGUCUAAACCACCUUACAAUAAUUUGAUAAAUGAAAAACCUAUCGUUCUUAUUAAAAAGUCCAGGGAUACUUGUUCUUGCAUGUCAUUUCAGCCCGGAUUUUUAUAGCAUUCCUUUGAUGUAUUUAUGCUGUCCUCUUUUGCCUUAUUACUUUGUUGAACCUGUUGUGUCUGGAUAUCUAUUUCAGGUUUGUUUUAGGGGUCGGCGUUCUAAGAACGUGAAUAUACUUUGUUCAGUUCAUUAUACUUUCUUCCUAUAGAAAUAGACAUCUAUUAAUAUUA
Messenger RNA from Mercenaria mercenaria, 1986 nucleotides. RefSeq lists its product as uncharacterized. The record is from RefSeq and is a predicted model, not a curated record. Bases 2 to 1336 code for a protein of 444 amino acids. Lineage: Eukaryota; Metazoa; Mollusca; Bivalvia; Venerida; Veneridae. The transcript is spliced from 6 exons.